Molecule: messenger RNA, 19509 nt
Organism: Coregonus sp. 'balchen'
Lineage: Eukaryota; Metazoa; Chordata; Actinopteri; Salmoniformes; Salmonidae
Source: the annotation of a GenBank genome assembly
AUGUGGGUAUGGGACAGAGAGGAGGAGGAAAGAGAAGAGUAAGGGAAGGAAGUGAAGACUGUUACCCUGGAAACAAUCCCUGACAUGUAGUAACUCUGUUGUUUCUUCCCUCUGUCUAACCUGAUGUUCUCUUCUCUUUCUCUCUCUUUCUCUCUCUGUCGCUCUGUAGUCACGUGGAGAAGAUCACUACGUGGCAUGAUCCUCGUAAGACCAUGACGGCAGCCAUGAAUCAGAUGAGCCUCCACGCCCCCCCACCCACCAUCACCCCACAGCAACGCAACAUGGCCCUGUCCCAGCCCAACCUCGGUUAGUGCCGCACACACACCCUAGGGUUGAAUACUUUCCUGGUAUUUUACAAAUGUUCCAUUCUGAGAGUAAAUCACUUUUCUCCCGGGUAACCUGGUAUUUGCCGCCAAAACCGGAAGUUUCAUUCUAAAGCAUAUAAAUAUGACUGGAUUUGAUUAGAGCUUUGAUCAGCAUGAAAAUUCAAGCCUGAUGCUACUUGAGCCAGAUGAGCCCUACAGAAAAUACAUUUUAUGAGCCCCAAGCCCAAUAAAGCCCAAAUGAUUGUGCCGUUAUCCAAUAGGCCUACUUUUGAUAGGCUAUAAGAACCGCACAUUACACACAACGGACUAACAUAAAAGCUAAUUGAUGUACAGUAUGUAUGCUCUCUUAGGUAAAUAAAUAAAACAACCUCCAGUAAUCUUUUUGAGUGUGGACUGUAUUAUUGUACUGUAUUGUAUUAAACUGUAUUCGGUAAGUAUUCAGACCCCUUUACUUUUUCCACAUUUUGUUAUGUAACAGCCUUAUUCUAAAAUGGAUUAAAUACAUAUUUUUCCUCCUCAAUCUACACACAAUACCCCAAAAUGACAAAGCAAAAACUGGUUUUUAGAAAUGUUUGCACAUUUAUUAAAAAUAAAAAACAUACCUUAGUUGCGUAAGUAUUCAGACCCUGUGCCAUGAGACUCGAAAUUGAGCUCAGGUACAUCCUGUUUCCAUUAGUUAUCCUUGAGGUGUUUCUACAACUUGAUUGGAGUCCACUUGUGGUAAAUUAAAUUGAUUGGACAUGAUUUGAAAAGGCACACACCUGUCUAUAUAAGGUCCCACAGUUGACAGUGCAUGUCAGAUCAAAAACCAAGCCAUGAGGUCGAAGGAAUUGUCCGUAGAGCUCCGAGACAGGAUUGCAUCAAGGCACAGAUCUGGGGAAGGACACCAAAACAUUUCUGCAGCAUUGAAGGUCCCCAAGAACACAUUGGCCUCCAUCAUUCUUAUAUGGAAGAAGUGUGGAACCACCAAGACUCUUCCUAGAGCUGGCUGCCCGGCCAAACUGAGCAAUCGGGGGAGAAGGGCUUUGGUCAGGGAGGUGACCAAGUUCCUCUGUGGAGAUGGGAGAAUCUUCCAGAAGGACAACCAUCUCUGCAGCACUCCACCGGUCAGGCCUUUAUGGUAGAGUGGCCAGACGGAAGCCAGUCCUCAGUAAAAGGCACAUGACAGCCCGCUUGGAGUUUGCUAAAAGGCACCUAGAGACUCUCAGAUCAUGAGAAACAAGAUUAUCUGGUCUGAUGAAACCAAGAUUGAACUAUUUUGCCUGAAUGUCAAGCGUCACGUCUGGAGGAAACCUUCCGUACGGUGAAGCAUGGUGGUGGCAGCAUCAUGCUGUGGAUAUGUUUUUCAGCGGCAGGGACUGGUAGACUAGUCAGGAUCGAGGGAAAGAUGAACGGAGCAAAGUACAGAGAGAUCUUUGAUGAAAACCUGCUCCAGAGUGCUCAGGACCUCAGACUGGGGCGAAGGUUCACCUUCCAACCGGACAACGACACUAAGCACACAGCCAAGACAAUGCAGGAGUGGCUUCGGGUCAAGUCUCUGAAUGUCCUUGAGUGGCCCAGCCAGAGCCUGGACUUGAACCUGAUCAAACAUCUCUGGAGAGACCUGAAAAUAGCUGUGCAGCGACGCUCCCCAUCCAACCUGAUAGAGAUUGAGAGGAUCUGCAGAGAUUAAUUGGAGAAACUCCCCAAAUACAGGUGUUCCAAGCUUGUAGUGUCAUACCCAAGAAGACUCGAGGUUGUAAUCGCUGCCAAAGGUGCUUCAACAAAGUACUCAGUGAAGGGUCUGAAUACUUAUGGAAAUUUCAUAUUUCAGCUUUUUAUAUUUAUUAACUUUGCAAAAAUUUAUAAAAAACGUUUUUUGCUGUGUCAUUAUGGGGUGUUGUGUGUAGAUUGAUGAGGAAAAAAAAGCAAUUUAAUCAAUUUUAGAAUAAGGCUGUUACAUAACAAAAUGUGGAAAAGGUCAAGGGGUCUGAAUACGAAUGCAGUAUAUAUGGAUGGAAUUAUGCACCUCAUUCAAACCAUGAAGCUGGGAGAGAACAUGCAAUGCUGGUGAAGGACAUGCGGCCUACAAAGUUACAAUUAUAGGCUAGCGAAUUAGUGUAAUUCUGAAAUAUAAUAGGCCUAUUUAAAAACAUUAUAAUUAGUAGGGUGAUGCAUUAGCCUACCUUUUCAUAAUAUUUCCACUAAUGUUGUGCGACGUGCGUUCAAUGACAUGCUUGAAUAAUAUAGGACUAAAAUAAGAUGCAGACGGCUUUCGCUUUUCUUCACGAAGAUUGAAUGUUUAUGGGUCUGAAUAAAUAACUGCUAUAGCAGCCAAACUUAACUGGCAGACCGCGGUCCGGGUCCGUACCCAGGGAAGGGUCAAUCCGGACCGGACAACAUAGCAUUUUGUUAUAUAAAAGUCAAUCAAUUAUUUUUAGACACCUUUUAAAAAAUAAACAGGGCGCAGCGGCCUCUUUUAACUCAGCAACCUCUCUUUUUCGCUCUCUCUUGAAGCAACGCCCACCUCUACUAGUGCCCCGUCUAAUCCAAUCACGUGGUUAUAUGCAAAUACAAGAGGCCGCGUCUUACCCAAUCACAUCAAUCCAAAUAUCCUCUGCGGAACCUUGGGACAAGCAGGCAGAAAGAAACAGAAAUAUUUGACCGCGGUUCAACUGUCAAUAUCACACACAGAAGGAGCUUAGUUACCAGUAUCUUUGUUAAUAUAGCUUGUAAAAAAAUAAGAGUUGACUCUGAAAACCGUAUAUUCAAAGACGAGUGGACGGAACAGUAUUUAUUAAUUCUCCCCGCAACUAGCACAAAACCAAUGUGCCUGAUAUGCAGCAAGUCCGUAGCUCUCGUGAAAAGUGCCAAUGUUAAGCGCAUUAUGACCCCAGACAUAGUAAAUUCGAUCAGACGUAUCCCCUGAACACGAGGUGAGAACAAACAAGAUUAACCAACUCAAAUCCCAAUAUGAGAGGUCCACCAAAGUCCUUGUCAAUUCCCUGAUAGCCCAACAACGUGCAAUGGAGUGUUCACUGAGGAUAGCUUGGGUUUUGGUCAAACACACAAAAGAAAGUCUGACGUUGAGAGGGAUGCAUGUGUGAAGUUGCUGACACCUUCCUUGAAGGUAAACAAAAAGAUGAGCUCAGGGAAAAUAUCAAACAGAUCCCACUGUCAUAUUCCACAGCAAAGAGGAGAACUUAAAUAUUAGCUGAAGAUUUAACUUCACAACUUGAUGAGGCCAUUCAGAAUGCACCAUGCAUUUCAUUAGCUGUGGAUGAAUCAACAGAUAACACUGAUAAUGCCCAGCUUCUGUUGUUUGUCAGAUUUUAUAGCGAAACAAAAAAGGAAUUGUGUGGAGCUGUUGGGCUUAACAAAUCUAGAAGCACACACACUGGGAGAGCAUAUCCAUGAGACCAUCAAAGGAAUGCUGAAAAAAGGGGAUAGAUCUGAAGUCAGUGGUCUCCAGCACCACAGAUGGAGUUCCAGCCAUGAUAGGAAGAGGGAGGGGACUGGUUGUACGUUUGAAAGAGGACCACCCUGACCUGACAUCAUAUCACUGCAUCAUCCAUCAAUCUGUCCUGUGUGCUAGUCUGGGAAAAUAGUAUUCUGAGGUCAUGACAACGAUGAUGAAACUGAUCAACUUUUUGAGAGCAACAUCAUCCCUAGAACACCGCCUGCUACGAGGCAUUCUGACAGGGGCCAAUGCCAGUUUUGAUGACUUACUACUGCACAACAAUGUCAGAUGGUUCAGCAAAGGCAGGGUUUUGGAAUGCUUUCGGGCCAUUCAGGAGGAAAUCAAAGCUUUCUUAUCACAGCAAAAGAGAUGAGGAGAAGAUGAAAACAGUUGCAUUUACAUCACACCUUAAUCAACUGAAUGUUAAGCUGCAGGGACGGGUCAGCACAGUGUGUGAUACGAUAACAGCAGCCCGGGCUUUCCAGACGAAAUUUGAGCUUUUCAAGAAUGAUCUCCAGGGAGAACUUGUCCACUUCCCCCAAUUAUCUGGUGCAAACGCAGGGAGACAAAGAUGUUCCCAACCAUGUUGAUUUCAUCCAGAAGCUGAUGGAGAACUUCCAGGCUUGUUUUGAUGACUUCACUGUUGGAAGAGAACUGCUGCUGCUCAACCAGAACCCCUUCUUUGUCACAAAUGUGACCAAGUUGUCAGAAGAAGCAAAACAGAUCUUCAGAUGGGUAGAUGUUUCAUCACUGAAAUGGAGUUGAUUGAGCUGCAAGAAAAUGUGUCUCUUGAAAGAGCAGGCUGGUGAUUGUGACCCUGUCACUUUCUGGGGAAAGAUGGUGCCUGCAGCUGAUGUCCAUGUUUUCAAGAGACUAGCACUAUACAUCCUGACCAUGUUUGCCUCCACAUACAGCUGUGAAUCUGCCUACUCCACAGUGAACUUUAAUAAAAACAAAUACCGCACCAGGCUCACCAAUGAACACCUGCACCAGUGUCUCAGAGUUGCUAUUUGUGCCAAAGUUCAAAGCAUUGGCAGGAGACAAAGUGUAAUUUCUCUCAUUGAUGCAAGGGCAAGGCCCAGAGUGACUUGUGCAUAAAUAUUGCAUGGCCCACAGUGACGUUCUGUGCAUUCAGAUUAAUAUUUUUGUUCAACUCUCCUUUGUUCUCCAGAAAACAUGCACUUUAUUUCAUAAUAAUAAUUAAAAAAAGUUAAUUCAAGGCCCAUGUACAAUGGUUCAGAGUGCACUUUUUUCAUAGACAAUUAUGCAGCCACUUUUGUUCUUCAGCAAGGUUGAUGCAAUGUUGCACGUUUACAUUCGAAAUAAGUUGUAAUUCAUUCAAAUAGUAAGUCUCAUGGUCCUCUGUAGCUCAGCUGGUAGAGCACGGCACUUGUAACGCCAAGGUAGUGGGUUCGAUCCCCGGGACCACCCAUACACAAAAAAAAAAAUAUGUAUGCACGCAUGACUGUAAGUCGCUUUGGAUAAAAGCGUCUGCUAAAUGGCAUAUUAUUAUUAUUAUUAUUAUUAUUAUUAUUAUUAUUAUUAUUAUUAUAAUGUAUUUAAUGUACAUUUUAUAUAACAACAUGUCUCCUAAGUCGUAGAUGACUAUGUUUGUUACUACGCUGUACCACAGCGCCGAUAAAGGGCGAUAUCCAUCCAGACCUUUGCCACCUAGGGAAUUUGUGUCACUGGACCUUCUCAAAUAGUAGUUGAGUACCACUGUGCUAUAGCCUAUCGCCAUCAUACGUCCUCUCCUUUCCCUGUGGGUUCUUUAGGCUGCUGUAUUUAACAUUCAGCAAACAAGAGCAAGCUUGCAUCCCUCUUUAUCAGUAUAAGAAAUGCAUAAAAAGUCCAUUAAGCUAUUCUAGUCUAGCUUUUCCUGGGACUCCAGUAGAGCAAAGGGAGAGAGGCCAGCGGAGAGCAUGUGUGUAUUGCUUAAGAGUGAAGACAGAGACUAUAAAUUCGAAGCUUAUGCAUCCUUAAUCGAUUGACACACCUGUGCAUCAAUCUAAUUAAAAUAAUAAUAGAAAAUUCCCUACAGAAUCUGCCUGUUUUAAGCUAGAUAUGUUUUUUGGGUCUGGACUGCGUCUCAAUCCACCGCAUCCGCCUAUGUCAGCCUUCCGCAUCUGCGGUGGAACGUGGCAGAGCUACGGCACUGUUUGUUAGAUCAUCCCGAAAACGAAUAUGAUCACUCUAUGGAAAGAUGAGACUCUCACGAACACAAUGGUUUUGCUCUACGACCCCCACAAGCUCCAGGGGACUCGUCUGAAGUCGAUACCGUCAAUGUGCCAACUUCUUUCUGUAAUGUCCAAACUGUUUGGGCUAUGAACUCUCACGAACACGAUCAUUUUGCUCUACGACCCCCCCCGACAAGUGUCAGGGGCCUCGUCUGAAGGUAACCCGGUACCUGUGUAAAAAAAUGAUUGCAACUAGUUUUGUGUCCCCAAAAAUAUAUUUCCUGAGCUUUCUUAUAUCUCAUAGAUAUAGGACAGACACUUCAAAACCUUUAUUUCUUAUUAGUUAUUUUUUGACUGUCUGUUUUGCCAUUUAUGAAUGUGUUAUUCAAUGUGUUUCUAUGGGCUAUAGUAGUAAAGGCCAAAUUCAAUAUUUUAUCAAAUCAUAAAAAAAAAAAAAAUGUAUACCUACAGGAGUCUUAAAAUAUGUUAGCUUAGUAGAACCCACCCCCAUAAUUAAUUAGCUAAACAUAAGGGCUAAUGCUGCAUUUAAUUUAUUACCUUAAAGAGCUAGGCUAGGAUAUACAGGUAAAAGUCAGUAAAUUAGAAUAUUUUGAAAAACUUGAUUUAUUUCAGUAAUUGCAUUCAAAAGGUGUAACUUGUACAUUAUAUUUAUUCAUUGCACACAGACUGAUGCAUUCAAAUGUUUAUUUCAUUUAAUUUUGAUGAUUUGAAGUGGCAACAAAUGAAAAUCCAAAAUUCCGUGUGUCACAAAAUUAGAAUAUUGUGUAAGGGUUACAUUUUGAAGACACCUGGUGCCACAAAAUAAUCAGCUGAUUAACUCAAAACACCUGCAAAGGGCUUUAAAUGGUCUCUCAGUCCAGUUCUGAAGCCUACACAAACAUGGGGAAGACUUCAGAUUUGACAGCUGUCCAAAAGGCGACCAUCGACACAUUGCACAAGGAGGGAAAGACACAAAAGGUUAUUGCAGAAGAGGCUGGCUGUUCUCAGAGCUCUGUGUCCAAACACAUUAAUAGAGAGGCAAAGGGAAGGAAAAACUGUGGUCAGAAAAAGUGUACAAGCGAUAGGGAUCACCGCGCCCUAGUCAAGAUUGUGAAAAAAAAAACAUUCAAAAAUGUGGGGGAGAUUCACAAGGAGUGGACAGCUGCUGGAGUCAGGGCUUCAAGAUCCACCACCAAGAGACGCUUGAAAGACAUGGGUUUCAACUGCCGCAUACCUCGUGUCAAGCCACUGUUGACCAAGAAACAGCGCGAAAAGCGUCUCACCUGGGCUAAGGAAAAAAAGAGCUGGACUGCUGCUGAGUGGUCUAAAGUCAUGUUUUCUGACGAAAGCAAAUUUUGAAUUUCCUUUGGAAAUCGAGGUCCCAGAGUCUGGAGGAAGACAGGAGAGGCACAGGAACCACGUUGCCUGAAGUCUAGUGUAAAGUUUCCACCAUCAGUGAUGGUUUGGGGUGCCAUGUCAUCUGCUGGUGUCGGUCCACUCUGUUUCCUGAGAUCAAGGGUCAACGCAGCCGUCUACCAGCAAGUUUUAGAGCACUUCAUGCUUCCUGCUGCUGACCUGCUCUAUGGAGAUGGAGAUUUCAGGUUCCAACAGGACUUGGCGCCUGCACACAGCGCAAAAUCUACCCGUGCCUGGUUUACGGACCAUGGUAUUUCUGUUCUAAAUUGGCCAGCCAACUCCCCUGACCUUAGCCCCAUAGAAAAUCUGUGGGGUAUUGUGAAAAGGAAGAUGCAGAAUGCCAGACCCAACAACGCAGAAGAGUUGAAGGCCACUAUCAGAGCAACCUGGGCUCUCAUAACACCUGAGCAGUGCCAGAAACUCAUCGACUCCAUGCCACGCCGCAUUAAUGCAGUAAUUGAGGCAAAAGGAGCUCCAACCAAGUAUUGAGUAUUGUACAUGCUCAUAUUUUUCAUUUUCAUACUUUUCAGUUGGCCAACAUUUCUAAAAAAUCCCUUUUUUGUAUUAGCCUUAAGUAAUAUUCUAAUUUUGUGACACACGGAAUUUUGGAUUUUCAUUUGUUGCCACUUCAAAUCAUCAAAAUUAAAUGAAAUAAACAUUUGAAUGCAUCAGUCUGUGUGCAAUGAAUAAAUAUAAUGUACAAGUUACACCUUUUGAAUGCAAUUACUGAAAUAAAUCAAGUUUUUCAAAAUAUUAUAAUUUACUGACUUUUACCUGUAUAUCUACAGUAUAUCUACAUCAAUAUAUAUCAAUAAUUGUAUCUUGAACAGGAUUAUCUAUUUUGGAUGCAAUUUUAAUGGAAUUGAAGGAGAGAGAAAGACUGAGUGCUUGCGUGCGCGCUGAUUUAAAGCAAUGAUAUUCGAGUCCAGCUGCAAUUUAAAAAUCCUUACAAAAAAAAUUAAUAAGGUGACUCCCGAAUGGAGAUGUAAAUGAGACGCGCAUUCAGAUAUAUUCGUUUUAAUAUUACUGUAGCAUACAGUAGGCUAUGCUGCAGCAAAUGUACCGGUCACAAGAAAAAAAAUGACCAGCUGAUGAGAUGAUACAUGCAUUGUGAACUGCGCUCCAUAUGAGAUGCGCUGUCUGUUACCACCCUGAGCGUUGGAUUGAUCAUGCAGAUAGCAGAACAGAGAAGAAGACAAAUGUAACAGUUCCAUUUCACGCAGUUAUUUGUCGCGGGAAACGGCAGUGGGUUUGGGCAGGAUAUCUCGGUAACCCCAUUCACGCUAUUAAACCCUAACACACGCACCCGAGCCAACCACUGUGAGGUAGUAGCCUACCAAAACACACUAAUACCCCACUUCUCCUGACACGCCUAUGUGUUGACGUAUCCGCCACAGACCCUGACCAUUAUCACUCACACCAAUGACAUCUUUCACCCUGGGGACUACCACAAUAACACACACACAGUCCCUUCCACAAUAACACCAAAGCCUGUGAGAAUGUGUGUGAACCAACCAAAUGCCAGGAUCUGUGUUGCCAGAGAGAGGCAUGUUGUGUUGAAGGUGGAGAGAUAAAGAAGCUUUCCCCACCCUCUUGUGCUCCACUUAGUCUGACAGAGCCUGACAGCUCCUUCAUAACACAGAUUAGCAUUGACUGGUUAAUCUCAUUCACGUUAGCAUUAGCCUAGCUAGCGCCUAUAAUAGACCUAGCUAACCCAUCUCACAGCCACUGGACUCAGCCUGCAGAACCUCACCACUGCCUCUUUCAGUACAGUGUGUGUGUAUGUGCGCGCUUUGUUUUGCCAUUUCAGUGAUAAACUGAAGAAAGAGUGAGAACCAAACAAGUGGAAAAGUGAAAGAGCGACCUAGGAAAUUUAGGACAGACAGAAACGGAGAGGCAUCGCGUGUGUGUCUGGCCCAGUGUGUGAGUGUAUGAAUGGAGUUUCUCAUCCUGAAUAGUUGUAUGUACACCGCCCUGCUCGACUUGUUCAAACAUCACUGGGAUGUUUUUCUCCUGUCCAUACUCUCUACCACUGCUCUAUUGGAGUGAUGUCACACACACACAAACUCUCUAAAACCUAUGACUUACAGCUAACUCUGAUGGCUGGUCCUAAAGCACAUCAGAACUAAUCCUGACUGGAGCCUGUGGGCCUAAUUCAAACUUCUGUGCAAAUCUUUCAUGGUUAAAUUGAAUAGUUAAAUUUGGACACAUUUUAUCUCAAAACUGGAUUUGAUCAUUGGUCACUGAUCCACAGGUGCCCCCCCCCCCCCCCCCCCCCCACCCCCCCACUGGCAGACGGCCCAGUCUUUGUUGAAGGGGAAUUCUCUUUUCCUUUGUUGUCCUGAUGGAUGUUUUCCACCUCUUUGUUUCAUUCUUCUCUUCUCCCCUCUCAGAUCGACGCGUUAGCACACUCUGCUUUAGGGUUUUAACUAGAAAUGAAGACUGUAGCUACCUGUAUCUCUCCAGUACCACGUUUGGUGAUCAUGACGACUGUCCCUGUAGUUCUAGAAUAGAUUCAGUGGAAUUUCCCAUCACUCCCAUCCCUUGACCCUGUGCUCUAUCUCCCAUGGCAACCCAGUGUGUGAACUCAGCGGUUUUCAGAUUUAGCUCUAGUCAUGACUAGGCUCAUCUCCACUGUUAGCUAUGUUGACUCAUCAUGACAGUUGUGAGAAAGCUCUCUGCUCCUCUCCAUUCCACUUCAACUCCUUGACUGUAUUCUUAGUCAAAUCACCUGAUGAUACAAAAGGUCAAUAAAAUGUCAGUGACUAAGGAAGAAACAUUGAACAUGUGUCAAACAGUAAUCAGUUAGACCCGUUUCUGCUCCAAAGAAUUCAAAUUCCCAAAAGCUCUAUUGUCCAAGAUGUGAAAUUUGGUCACAAGAAACCUGCAUCAGUCAGGCAUGGUAAAGGUAUUGGCUUGGUAAAGGUAAAGUACUCUGGCUGAUGUGGUGUUGCUGCUGCUUGUGAACAGGAGAGCUGCCUGAUGGCUGGGAGCAGGCUGAAAACCCUAAUGGAGAAACCUACUUCAUUGACCAUAAAACACACAGAACAUCCUGGCUCGACCCACGCGUGGAUGCUCACCUCAGUAAGUACCCUCUGGACCACAAGUGGACCGCAAAUCCCCCAAAUCGCUACCUUGUCAACUUGCACAAACCUCCAACCAAUCAACCCCCUUCAUCCCCAAAAUUACUAGCACUAAACUAAUCAAACCAUGCCCCUUGAUCUCUCAUACUUGCCCCCUUGCCCCCUGUGCCCUCCUGUGACAAAGCUUUGCCUGUGAGAAGCUAGUAGCUAGCAGCUAGAGGAAUGCUUUGCUUGGACAACAGUUGGCUAAAUCUUUCCUGAGAACCCAAUCACAUGCUUGUCUGGAUGCCAAGUCUGAUUCCAAUAGCCAAUGACAGUGCCAAGUCUGAUUUGAUGAAAGCCAAUGAAAAUGAUUGCCUCUCCCUCCCACCAGUGACCAAUGAUUCUCCUGCUUUCUACAUGUGAUUGUGUCACUUCCUGUCCUGACAGUGCUCUCCUAUCCCUGCAUGAUGAUUUAUUUAUUUUGUGUGUAUUUGACGUAUGCAUUUGUGUGCUGGUAUUUCAACUAAAGUCUGUUUAGUUUGUCAGUGUUUUAGUUAGUGAUGUGAGUGAAAUAGUGGGAGGUGACGUAUCUGAGGUGUGUUUAUGCGUGGAUGAGGUGUGUGUAUAAUUUGGUGUGUCGAUGAGGUGUGUGUUGGUGUGUGUCUGGGGAGCAACAGAAGGGUACCCAGUAGCUCUGUGUGCUGGACAACCUCCGCACCAUCAGGUCCCUAGAUAGAUGUGGUAAGACCAAAGAGGCAAAACGGCAGCUUUCUUUGGCAGAGGAGAGAUAAGUGGUGUCAGAUUUUUAAAUGGGAAUUGUUUUCUGCCUGUAGUAUAGACUGGUUUACACUUACAGGAGACUAACAUAUCAACACUAAAUUGCUCUGUUAAAAAUUCCUUUGAUGAAUACGGAAAACAUUAACUUAUAGUCCGCUAUGUCUUCAGUUGGCACUGACCUUAAAAUAAUGCAUUUACUUUUUAGUUUUAGUCUUUCAUUCCCCCAUCCAGCCAGCCGCCCAAACAGGGGUCCUGUUGCACAAGAGGCUGUCCUCAAAGACUGGCUGUGCGUGAGAAAAGUGUGUGAGCGCUGCCGGCCUACCUGGCCCCCGACCACUGUCCACACACACUCGCGAACAUGCACAUAACUCUGUCCUCCUUACAAGUGUCACUUUGCAUAUCCAUUUAUAUGAUAUUAAAUCACUCUGCUGUCUCUUAUCAAAUGUAACACACCCACGAACGCACGCGCACACACACAGGAGAUGGUGGAGGUUUUAAUGAGUUUCUCCCUUUUUCCACUAGUUUUUUAGCUGACGCUGUUUCCUGGAAGUAAACGAAACAAGAAGGCCUUUGUUGGCAGAGCAGCCCCACUCAGUACUUACUGUCUCCCCCCUUUUCUCAGCCUCCCUCUCUCUUCCUUUCAGUUUUUCUCUCAACACCCUUACCUCCUCCCUUUUACUGCUGCUCCAUCUUUGACCCCAACUUCUCUGCUACUCUUUUCUCUCUCUCUCUCUCUCUCUCUCUCUCUCUCUCUCUCUCUCUCUCUCUCUCUCUCUCUCUCUCUCUCUCUCUCUCUCUCUCUCUCUCUCUCUCUCUCUCUCUCUGCUGAUGUCAUGACUGGGAGCUGUGAGGGGGUGUAGUGUGCUGGUUCGUCAUCUUGUUGCUCUAGUCUAUCUGAUCAUGUGUUUUCCAUCAUGGCAAUCGGUCAGUGUGACACCCGGUGCUAGCCUGGAACAGGAGGGAGGAGAGAAGGGUGGGGAGACAGAGUGAUUCAGUCGAGGAGAAGUUAGAGAGGGGGAGGUGAGGGGAGAGAGGUGGAGGAGAAGCGCAAGGGAGAGCAUGGGAGAAGAGGAGGGUAAAACAGGAGAGAGUAGUGGAGUGUUAUUUUACUUAUGGCUGAGGCUGUGUGGAGCUGUGCACAGCCUGCAGUCUGUUUUCUGCAGCCCCAAUAUGCACUCUCUGACAGGGUGUGUCCUGUCCUGCCCUGUAAGCUUGUCCCAGACCCAAACCUAAACAUGCUGCUCUGAGUGUUUCUGUGUGCAAUUGCAUGCAUGGCAUGUGUAUGCGUGUGUGUGUGUCUGUCUGUUUGGCCCCUAUCCAAACCUAGGGACUCCACUCAAGCUAUUUGGUUCUAACAAAACAAGGGCAUAAUGAGAAUAAAUAAAUGUUCCCAUCAUUGUCAUGUACUCUAGCCCAGGCCUCUUAAUAGUUGUAAGCAUAAUCUAUUUAAAAUGUUUGAAUGUCUAAUGGACGGUUUCCUGUCUGCCCCUUGACCAAACAUGAAGACUGUUGCAAUGAAUAGCUUUGGAACCAAAAUGGCCGUGCAUUGAGCCUUUGGGUAUGACAUCAUUGAGUGUAAUAGGACGAUUACGGAUGGUUAUUUUUCAGAAUUGUGAAGUACGUUAAGGGGCUCUGAGGAAAACCUUAUGGUCCACAAAUGUGUUGCUUUAUAGAAAGAACGAUGAAAUCAUACAUUGCAUGACAGCUAGGCCAAAAUCAUUUUUUCUUACAUCAGUCGAGAACUUUCCCCUCACACUUGGUUGUGAUUAGGGAAAGGAGGUUAGGUAAACUACGUAUGUUCCUUCUUUGCUCUUCAUCCAGACUUCAAGUAAACUACAGGUCCAGCUGACAGAUGGGGGGGGGGGAGAGGCACACUGAACUGCCAAGGGUGAAAGGGAAGGAGGGAGGAGGAGGAGAUAAAGAGAGAGGAGGCAAAGGAGAGUGAGAUGGAGGGAAGAGAGAGAAACAGAUGUGCUGAGAGAGAUAGAAGGAAAGAGAUGGGGUGAAGGAGAGAGAGCAGACGGUGUCUGUCCACAGUGAAACCACCAGACUGUCUGCUUUUUGUGCCAUGUGCCUUUUCAGCUCCAAAUCGGGCCUGUACUGCUACAUUUAUGCCAUGUGUGAUUAGUUUACGUGACACACACACACACACACACACAAUGACUUUGUGCUCUGGAGAAUCCAUUAAGAGUUUGAGCAAGUUUUUAUUCAAUACUGUUGAAAAGAACUGUGAAUGAACUGACCAAAGAUGACCUUGGUCAGACAUGAUCACGUUUCUGCCUCUCCUGCCCUGUUCAGACCCAAGGCAGGCUCUGUCCUGUACAGUAACUAAAUACUGUAUGCUUGUUGUGCUUGGAUCACACAUUCCCCCCCCCCCCCCCCCCCCUCCCCCCCUCUCUCUCUCUGUCAGUCUGAUUGUUCAUGUGAGAGUAGGGUGACCGUGUGUCUGUCCUGUCACUGUCCUGGCCUUCAUUAAGCUACACUUCUCUCACUCUGUGUCACUGACCUGGCUGGGAUCACAGAGUCGGACAUAGGGGCUAGCGAUCAGCUAAUUAUUAACGACCACUGGUAACAAAGAAAACCGCUCAUCACUGCUUGAUAAUGAUUCUUCUGUCUUCAAUAGAAUGAGCUGAUGAUUAACUGGCUAAAGUAGUCAAGUCCCCAAAUCAAUGCUCCUUGAUUUUUGUUUUUCUAAAACCAACCUUACAGGCCCCUUUUGGCUGUUGUCUGGAAUAGCCAAGUCUAGAUGCUAUUGCUGGAGGUCUAGUCUGUCAUGGCCAUCUGGUUUCCCUUCGUAAGCACAGGAGCAGUAUUCUAUCCAUAUUACUGGUGUGCUUCAAAGUGGCUGAGGCUCUGUUGACAGUGAGAGCUUGGUCAGGUUGUUUCUCACACAUGUAGUGUUUAUGCCGACUGUUUACAUCUGUGUGUGUUGUGCAUGUAGCCUAUGCGUGGGUGAUCAAUUUCCAGCCUGACUUACUAUCUGGACCGUGUCCCCUUCCCAGAGCAGUGGUGUAAAAAGAGGUGAUGUGGAACUAGUGAAGUGAGCUGAGCUCAAAGUGUUCAGAAUCAGCUGCUGUUCACCUGAUUGACUAGACCUGAGAGAAAUGUCUGCAGUAGUACUGUGUACAUACUAGCACAGUCAUUCUUAUCACAGUACAAUAAGCCUCGAGAUAACUCUCUCUCACCCUUUUUCUCUGUCCUCCACUGUGUUUGUUGUUUCUAGCCUUAAUACCAACCCUCUCCCUCCUCCCUGUCUCUCCCUGCACAGUGAUGUCCCAACACCAUCACCAGCAGCAACUGCAACACACCCAGCAGCAGCAGGCCCAGCAGCCUCAGCAGCCCCAACAGGCCCAGGCCCAAGCCUUGGGCUCACCUGGCUCACUGCCCCAGCAGCAGAGCUCCCAGACUGGGAUGAUGAGCCUGUCCAGUCCCCUGGGUGUGGGGGUCAGUGCCCAGCACCAGCAGAAGAUGAGGCUGCAGCGCAUCCAGCUGGAGAGGGAGAGGAUCCAGAGACGACAGGAGGAGCUCAUGAGACAGGUGAGGCAAUCUAGACCUCAACACCAACCCGCAGCUGCUAAAGUAUGAGCCCGUAUGAGUCCUCUAAGCUCUAAUCAUGAGAGAAAGGCCAUGGUUAAGUAGAUGUGGCCUAGUACAGUAUAAGCAACAGCCCCCUAUUCCUAGUAAGGGGGGGGGGGGGGGGUCAACAGUAGGGUUUCAUCAAUAAAGUCUUUGUUGUCAUUCAACGAGAGACAACUCAUUUUCAUGCACGUUAUUUCAUUGAGAAAGACUGCACCUAAAAUUGCGCGACUAAGAUCUCCUUUCUUGAGUUAUCUUAGAUUCAUUCUGACUAUUUUGAGGAAGUGUAUACUGGCUAUGGCAUCUCAAAAUGGACAAACAGCACUAUUGUUUUUCAAGUAAAGGUAUUUUAAGGGAGUAUGCGAGCACAUUUGUUCGGUAGGCGCCAGCCGAACUGAAGCAUGCUGACGCCUUUAGUGUGUCAGAUGAGCACACCAGUCUAUUUACAAAAUGGCUGUCUUCAACAUCCAGCCAGUGACAGCAUCCAGGAAGUGUUUAUCUUACCCAGAUCUCUUUGGUUCUCAUUCGGCCCACCCUGAGCGCUGAGCAGCACUGGCUGGCCUGGAGUCUGUGGGGUUGGCCAAGGGUAGGGAGAGGGGAGGUGUGUGUGGUGGGUCAAUAAGGCCCAUCCUGUGAAGCCCUGGCUAUGGUCAGUUGGUUUGGCCAGCGGUGGACACUUGGCCUGAGAGGAUGAAAGAGAGGAGUGUGUUUGGGUAUGUGUUAUAGGAGUGUGUGUGGGUUAAGGUGUGUGUGUAUAUAUACACAUCUGAGGUAAAAACAUCUGUGUUUCUCUUCUCGGAUUGCCUAGAUGUUAUGAGUCAGGAAUGUCUUCUUAGCAGUAGAAUCUCUAUUUUCCACUGUCCUCUUCUAGACUCUGCUUUGGUCUGACUGUCUGCAGAUAGAUCCCUAUAGACCUGUGUAUUCCUCCUCUAACCUGUCUGUUCUGUUCACUACCAUACAGUGUGAUGUUCAGUCCAUCCAGCUCCAAUGUCAUACUCACACUUAUAAACUGUUAUAAAGCCGCUAUUCAGCAGCCUGGAAAGCCCCUUCCCUUUAGAUAUACAGCUAUUUUGUUACACACACAGCCAAUCAGAUGAAUGGGAAGCCAUUCAAAGUGAAUUGGAACGGCAAGCUGGUGUUUCUCAGGUGACUGUGCACUGGGAGUUAGUAAUGCCUGAGGCUUGGAGACUGACACCGAUCCAACCCCAGAAACAGUGUCAGGGCAGCGGGACAGGCAAAGGUUAGUCCCCCCUCUCUCCCUUCCUGCUAGUCCCACCAGUGUAGACCUGUCUUUGACACUCAGCCAGUGUGAGUAUGCAACUGUGUGUGUGUUUGGGUAGGGUUACAUGUGCAUCAGAAAGCACACACCUGUUACUUAACCAGUGGCCCAAUUCCUUGAAGACUGUUAAGUGUGUGGGUGUGUGUGUGUCUUCACAUCAGAUAAUUGCUGUGAAGUUCACACACUCACUACUACAGUUGAAGUCGGAAGUUUACAUACACCUUAGUCAAAUACAUUUAAACUCAGUUUUUCACAAUUCCUGACAUUUAAUCCUAGUAAAGAUUCCCUGUCUUAGGUCAGUUAGGAUCACCACUUUAUUUUAAGAAUGUGAAAUGUCAGAAUAAUAGUAGAGAGAAUUAUUUAUUUCAGCUUUUAUUUCUUUCAUCACAUUCCCAGUGGGUCAGAAGUUUACAUACACUCAAUUAGUAUUUGGUAGCAUUGCCUUCAAAUUGUUUAACUUGGGUCAAACGUUUUGGGUAGCCUUCCACAAGCUUCCCACAAUAAGUUGGGUGAAUUUUGGCCCAUUCCUCCUGACAGAGCUGGUGUAACUGAGUCAGGUUUGUAGGCCUCCUUGCUCGCACACGCUUUUUCAGUUCUGCCCACAAAUAUUCUAUAGGAUUGAGGUCAGGGCUUUGUGAUGGCCACUCCAAUACCUUGACUUUGUUGUCCUUAAGCCAUUUUGCCACAACUUUGGAAGUAUGCUUGGGGUCAUUGUCCAUUUGGAAGACCCAUUUGCGACCAAGCUUUAACUUCCUGACUGAUGUCUUGAGAUGUUGCUUCAAUAUAUCCACAUAAUUUUCCUUCCUCAUAAUGCCAUCUAUUUUGUGAAGUGCACCAGUCCCUCCUGCAGCAAAGCACCCCCACAGCAUGAUGCUGCCACCCCCGUGCUUCACGGUUGGGAUGGUGUUCUUCGGCUUGCAAGCGACCACCUUUUUCCUCCAAAUAUAAUGAUGGUCAUUUUAGUCAAACAGUUCUAGUUUCAUCAGACCAAAGGACAUUUCUCCAAAAAGUACGAUCUUUGUCCCCAUGUGCAGUUGCAAACCGUAGUCUGGCUUUUUUAUGGCGGUUUAGGAGCAGUGGCUUCUUCCAUGCUGAGCAGCCUUUCAGGUUAUGUCGAUAUAGGACUCGUUUUACUGUGGAUAUAGCUCCUUUUGUACCUGUUUCCUCCAGCAUCUUCACAAGGUCCUUUGCUGUUGUUCUGGGAUUGAUUUGCACUUUUCGCACCAAAGUACGUUAAUCUCUAGGAGACAGAACGCGUCUCCUCCCUGAGCGGUAUGACUGCUGCGUGGUCCCAUGGUGUUUAUACUUGCGUACUAUUGUUUGUACAGAUGAACGUGGUACCUUCAGGUGUUUGGAAAUUGCUCCCAAGGAUGAACCAGACUUGUGGAGGUCUACAAUUCUUUUUCUGAGGUCUUGGCUGAUUUCAUUUGAUUUUCCCAUGAUGUCAAGCAAAGAGGCACUGAGUUUGAAGGUAGGCCUUGAAAUACAUCCACAGGUACACCUCCAAUGGACUCAAAUGAUGUCAAUUAGCCUAUCUAAAGCUUUUAGCCAUGACAUCAUUUUCUGGAAUUUUCCAAGCUGUUUAAAGGCACAGUCAACUUAGUGUAUGUAAACUUCUGACCCACUGGAAUUGUGAUACAGUGAAUUAUAAGUGAAAUAAUCUGUCAGUAAACAAUUGUUGGAAAAAUUACUUGUGUCAUGCACAAAGUAGAUGUCCUAACCGACUUGCCAAAGCUAUAGUUUGUUAACAAGACAUUUGUGGAGUAGUUGGAAAACGAGUUUUAAUGACUCCAACCUAAGUGUAUGUAAACUUCCGACUUCAACUGUAUAUUAUGCUCUACUGAUGCCUGGGGCCUGGAAAAACACUGCUUGGUUAAUUGUUCUGUAGCAGUUGUAAGAAGCAGAUUCGGGCCCGGUUAUGGAGUCAGCUAAUUUCUCACCUCAAGUGCUGUAGCACAUGAUGUGUUCUUGAUCAAUAAUGAACAUAGUUUCAGUAAUCUUGAAUCUCUCCUCCCCCUCCCCUCUUCUCUCCCUUCUUCUCUUUCCUCCUCCUCUCCUCCCCCUACCCACUGCUGCCUAUUGCUUCCCCCUAGGAGGUGGCGCUGUGUAGACAGCUGCCCAUGGACUCUGAGAGCAUGGCACCAGUGCCCACCCCCGGUGGCAACCCUGCCCAGCCCAUGACACAUGGCAACAUGCCCACCAACGGAUCCGACCCCUUCCUCAACAGGCAAGUGCACUCCUGACUCCUUCCAUAUAUUACUGUCCCUCCUCUCUUUUGCUUCUCUGUUUCUUCUCAUCUGUAUGUCUCUGUCCCCACUCCCUUGCUCUCUCUCCUCUCACUCCCUUCUUUCUCAACACCCCCUCUCCUCUCUGCCUCUCUCCCACUUAUCCCCUGGCUAUCCUCUUCUCCUCUCAGCCUGUGUUCUUUCUGUCUUCUGCUUUCAGCUUUCAAGCUGUAGUGUGUGAUCCAGUUGGUGGACAGAAGGGAUCAGUGUAUUAAUGUGUGUGUAAUGUAUGUGAUCCGCAGUGGUCACUUCCAGCACUCACGGGAGCAGAGCACAGACAGUGGCCUGGGGCUGGGCUGUUACAGCAUCCCCACCACCCCAGAGGACUUCCUCAAUAACAUGGAGGAGAUGGACACAGGUAGGACACCCUCUCUCCCCUUUCUCUAUCUACCUGGUUAUAUGUGACCAUCUCUCUCGCCUUCUCUCUCUCUCCUUCUCUCUCUCUCUCUCUCUCUCCUUCUCUCUCUCGUGCCUUCUCUCUCUCUCCUUCUCUCUCUCUCUCGCCUUCUCUCUCUCGCCUUCUCUCUCUUCUCUCUCUCUCGCCUUCUCUCUCUCUCGCCUUCUCUCUCUCGCGCCUUCUCUCUCUCGCCUUCUCUCUCUCUCGCCUUCUCUCUCUCUCUCGCCUUCUCUCUCUCCUUCUCUCUCUCUCUCUCUCCUCUCUCUCUCUUGCCUUCUCUCUCUCUCGCCUUCUCUCUCUCUCCUCUCUCUCGCCUUCUCUCUCUCUCGCGCCUUCUCUCUCUCGCGCCUUCUCUCUCGCUCUCGCCUUCUCUCCCGCUCUCUCACCUUCUCUCUCUCUCGCUUUCUUUCAAAUUCAAAAAAUGUUUUUACAUGAAAAGUGUUACCACAUACGUUGCCAAAGUAAACAAAUAGACACAUAUCAAAUCAGGUAGCAGUGUCUUCUCUCUCUCUCUCUACCUGAUUAUAUGUGACCAUCGCUCUCUCUCUCCCCCGACUCACCUUCAUCUCCCCUCUCUCCCCAUCCAGGUGAGAGCAUGGCCCAGGCGGGCAGUAUGAACGUGCCCCAGCACAGCCGCUUCCCAGACUUCUUGGACUCUCUGCCAGGCACCAACGUGGACCUGGGAACCCUGGAGGGAGCAGACCUCAUCCCUAUCCUCAACGACGUGGAGUCAGUCCUCAACAAGAGCGAGCCCUUCCUCACUUGGCUGUAA